ACGAAUAUCUUUGUUGUCACACCACACACACUGGAAAUGUUAAGAAGAUCAAUUUUGCUUCUUUUGUGUUGCGCCGGAGCGCAUUGUGGUGAAAAUGAUUUUUUUAUCGCUGAACGAGGUGGAGAGAGUGUUUGUGUGACAAACAGUUCUUUUGCCUUGAGCUGGACGAACUUCGACGUCAAACCUAAAAUCGGUCUUAACAUAAAUCCAGUUUCCACUUUUAUCCCGCUCACCGAACCGAAUUCGUUCGACUGCGAUAUUCAAAACGACCUUCAAACUGACACGUAUUUCGUCCAAACUCCAUGGAAACUCGAAAAUUCACUAGAGCUGGUGCUGGACCGGCGAUGGGAAGAAUUCGAUACCAAAACGACCACCUACAAUUACUACGGGGAUUUAGACUAUUUACCACUCGUCUCUAUAUCUGGCGCCGAUUUUGACAUCUUCCUUUCACUUCGAACCCAAAACGAAGCGCACGUUUUCCUCUGCGAUGGCGAAUUUCCCCCCGAAGCUAACUGCUACUGGUUGAUGUUGCAGGCUUUUUCUGGAAAAAAAUCGGCACUGAGGAAAUGUAGAUCGAAUAGUAUACCUCGUUUGGGACAAAACUACCCAAGCGAUGAGUCUUGCCGAAGGCUCCGAAUCGAAGUGGAACACCCAGCUUACCCCACAUACUUGUCUGACCAGAAGUGGACACACUUGGAAGUCAGGAAAAAAGGAAAAACGCUGGAGUGCUACCGAGUUGGCCAAAAUCUACAAGAAAAAAUUUUCGGGUGGCAGGAUGGCGACCCCAUCAGAGUGACAAAUAUGAUCGUCCACAGCAAGCAAGUCGCAGCGUGGUGGAAAAUCCAUAAACUGAAUUUUAUUCACACUGUCGAAGAAACAGACGAGAUCGAGUUGGGUCCAGCUUUAGACGCAGAAACGGAUUCCUUGUGCGUUUCUAUGUUGAUUUCCAUGUGUCGAUUUUGUAAAAUAAAGCUGGCUUUGACGACUUACGACGAAACGAUCGUCGAGAAAAUUUACGACUAUGAGAAAAGAGGGUGGACUCAAGUGAGACUGGUGGCAAAAAACGUCCCCCAAUUUAGUGAGAUCCAACUUCUAGUGACCACAAUAAGUAAAGACCCUAAUCGGUUCUGGAAAAUCGACAGCGUUAGAGUGUGCAACGAAAACGAAUUUCGCAUUAUCAGGCUUAAAGGAAAAGGAAACUGCCAACUAAUGGAAAAUGACGCUACUAUUACAACAAAUAAUACAACCGUAGCUUUGGGAAGCACGUGUCCAGAAGACGCAUUUGGUCCGUUUUGUGUGCCGUGUCAAUGGAUCUUCGAUGGGCGUUGUAAGACAGUAAAAAUUUGUACUGGAAGCCAGUGUGUCUGUUCGCCAGGUUUUGACCCGAAACAUAACUGCUUCUAUCCUUGCACUGGGAGAUUCUAUGGUCAUGGGUGUCUCAAACCGUGUGGAAAAUGCUCGGGCUGGCUUAAUCCGUGCGACCACGUGGACGGCACCUGCCAUGUUCGACAAUGUAUCGAGAACUAUAGUGGGCCAAAAUGUGAUAUACCACCUACUAUAAGCUUUAGCGAGCCUCCAAAAAUUCUCAGUGUUACCAAUACAGCUGCCACCGUCACCGUCACCAACUUCAAACUCGAAAACUACUUUAGAAACAACCGUCCCGAAACCUACACCAUUCAAUACAAGAAAGCAGAACGUGAAGAUCCGUGGAAAGCCGUCCCUACCAACUUCCAGUUUAACGAAAACGCAACCAUCACCAUCGACAACUUAGAACCCGACACCCUGUACUCUGUAAGAAGUGUAAUAAUAGCCGAAAAUAACAAACCAUACGACGGUCCUCAUGUCAAGACCUCCAAUUUUUCCACAAACUGUGAAGAUAUCACUGAGAAGAACGUUGACUUGAAAGUGUCAAACACAAGCGUGGAGGUUUUUUUAGCAAACACAACGAAAGCCAACUGCGCCCUCAAGAGUUACAAGAUGUCUGUACGUGAUAACAAAAGGGUUGUGGAUUUUAAUAAUCUCACUCCUUUUACCAACUACACGAUUUUCCUGGAACGAAAGUCGACACUGUUAGAAAAAAGCUUCCAGACGAGCGAAUCAGUACCAACACAAAUUGAGGAAGUUCGGGCAAUAAACGUAUCGUCGUCCAGCGUGACACUGCAGUGGAAACAACAAUCCCUCAUUCACGGACAGUUCAAGUACUACAUUGUAGAGUACCAACAUGUUUCAUACGCCGCUUGCAAUUCUACAUUGACAACGUCGACAAGAAACAGAAGAAACGUCAAAGAAAAUGUCGUGAUUUUGUCCAACUUGAUUCCAUUUUCACAGUACUCAGUUUCUGUAGCCACCGCAAACACAAAAUACACUGGACCCUUUCGCCAAACAAUAGUAACGACUUCUUCACUUCAUGACAUAAAAACCGAAGAAGUACCAUCCGUUAAGUUUACUAGUGAAGCUAACGUUGUCACAUUUUCAACGAGUACCAUUACCUGUGCACGACUCCGUGGUCCUUUAUUCCUUAAACUGACCAUCAACUGUACUAGCCAGUGGUGCAAACCCUCAGACACAGCACAAUUUCAGCAGCAGUGGCCCUUUUCUAAAAUUAGCUUCACACAGGCGAUUCCAUACACGAAUUACCAAGCCGAUUUCAAAUUUUGUCGGAACAGUACUCAUUGCGGUACUUCGCUUCAAAAACGAAAUUUCACAACGGAGCCUUCAGUCCCCAGCAGUGUCACCGAUCUUUUGGUUUAUUCCAAAAACGAGAGUUCCAUUUCGCUGCGAUGGAAACCCCCAUACCCACCCAACGGAAUCUUGGAAGCUUAUAAAAUCCAGUAUGGUGAAUUUAGACUAAUUCUAGCCAAAACUCCGUGUCAAUUGUGGCCCGAAUUUCACUGUGUGACUUUGUCGAAGCUGGAAAAAAGCAAACGGUACUCGGUGGCUGUGUCUGCCAGAAACAAGAACCCGGAUGGAUUUGGGGCGUCUAAAGUUGUAGAGGCGGUUACACAAACAGAAAAGUCGAAGGCUCCUUAUGAUCUGCGUAUUACGUGGUCGCUCAACAACGACUUGGAACUCGAGUGGAAGCACCCAAAUCAAACCAACGGCGAGAUCAAAUUUUUCACGGUUGCCACCACUGCUGCUCAGAAGGAGCAAAUCGUGGUACGAAGACCGGUCACAGAAGAAGCUUUAACCUACUUUUAUAAAGUGAAGAGUACCGAACUUGUACCUUCUACGUUCUACAGUAUUCUAGUGUCAGCUAAUAAUGGUUUCGAAGGCGAAACGGCAUCAAUUGCGGAUACCAGUCCACCUACCGUCCCCCAUCUUGUAGUAGACCCAAAAGUUACCAUUUCUAGUGACACCAUUUCAGUUGACAUUUCGCCAGAAAUCUACAACAGAAUGGAAGAAAAUACCUACGGACUAGUUUUGCUUGUUUCAGAUUGUAGCACAAAAGAGUGGAAAAUCCAACAACUCGAGGAACUUGUAGAUCAGUCCAGACCCAUCUACACUUCACGCGAUUUCACCAAAAAAGUCUCUGUAAGAGUUGACAAGGCAAGUGCUUCUAGUACUACUGGAAAGUACGAGGUUCUAGUGAUUGUCAAAAAUAGCGCGUUGUCCAAAAGCAGCUACAAGAUCUACUGUCUGAGUGGUUCCACAUCGACCCCCAAUUUUGCUCUACUAGCAUUGCUUCUUCUGCUGCUAAUAAUACCAGUAGUCAUCAUCUUCUUGAAAAGGCAAAAAGUGAAGAGUUACUUCAAGAAGAAAACCCCCACAGAAGGUGUCUACUCCAUGGACAACGUUGUAACAAAGCAAAAGGACCACAAACUCGAGCAUGACAAAACGUAUGAAAAUGCCUGCGUUCUUGACAACACUGUCUACUCCAAAGCGAUAGACGUGGGUGACUUCAGAGAAUACGUCGAACGUACCGAUAGUACCAAGGAACUUGCCAUUCAGCACGAUAUGAUUCUGAACAUCCGAAACAGCGUAACUUAUGUGGAGAUCCGAGACAACGAAUAUUUCGACUACGUAGACAUGGAAUUUUCCAACGACACCGUAUCCAAAGCGUACAUCACAGCCGAAUGUCCGAAACUCGAUUUCGUUGCCACUUUUUGGAAAAACAUCUGGGACGAAAACGCGCGACACGUGAUUCUGCUCACCUCCCCCAGCAAUCCCCCCAUCGAAAAGUACUACCCAGACAAAGACGAAAAAAUGGAGUACCACAGCAUUUCCAUCCAACUAGCUUUCAGCAAAGUGGUGUCCAACUACGAACACAAAACCUUCAUUCUGAUUAAAAACGACGAAAUCCGACACGUGAACCAAAUCUCGUUUUCUUAUCAAGGACUAAAUCCGCUUCAGUUUGUGCCUCUUUUCAAAAAACUGCUCACUUUUCCUUUAUUGUCGGGUUCGCCGAUUUUUGUGCACAGCAAUGGCGACACUGAGAAGGUUGGGUUUGUACUUCUGUGUGAUAUGUCGCUGAGGAUGGCGGAUCGAGAAAACAGGGUCGACGUUUGGAAAAAUUUGAAGUUGCUGGCGGAUCAUAAGUCGGAUUUGGUUUGUAAUGUGGAAAUGUAUAAAUUGGCGCACUUGAUAAUUUUGGAAAUAAUAUGUAAUGGUGAUUAUGAAGCGGUGGUGGAUACUGAGUAUGAGAAUUUUUGAUUGAUGUUUGUACGUUGUACGUUGAAUACUGUAAAAAUUGUACAAUAAAAUAUAUUAUAUAAAAAGUGUAA
Molecule: messenger RNA, 4721 nt
Organism: Zophobas morio
Lineage: Eukaryota; Metazoa; Arthropoda; Insecta; Coleoptera; Tenebrionidae
Product: receptor-type tyrosine-protein phosphatase F-like
Exons: 26
Coding region: 37-4650 (1537 amino acids)
Biological process (GO): protein dephosphorylation
Molecular function (GO): protein tyrosine phosphatase activity; protein binding
Source: RefSeq, a predicted model, not a curated record